AUGAAAUACGUCGCCGCGUACUUGCUGGCGCAACUCGCCGGGAAGGAAUCUCCUUCCGAGGCCGAUGUGAAGGCGAUUCUCGCCGGAGCCGCGGCGGAGGUCGACGAUUCCAAGCUCUCCGCCUUCUUCAAGGAAAUCGAGGGUAAGGACGUCGCGGAAUUGAUCGCUGAAGGUAACGCCAAGCUCGCGUCCGUGCCCUCGGGCGGCGGCGGCGGCGGCGGCGGCGGCGGCGACGGCGGCGGCGACGCCGGCGGCGCGGCCGCCGCGGCGGCUCCGGAAGCCGAAGAGGAAGAAGAAGCCGACAUGGACUUCGAACUUGUUCGAUUAAUCGUUCGAUAG
This is a messenger RNA of Ostreococcus lucimarinus CCE9901, 339 nucleotides long. It is a transcript of the gene RPP2, whose product is annotated as Cytolic 80S ribosomal protein P2; Cytosolic 60S large ribosomal subunit protein P2. Gene Ontology annotation, biological process: cytoplasmic translational elongation; translation. Gene Ontology annotation, molecular function: structural constituent of ribosome. The coding region runs from base 1 to 339 and encodes 112 amino acids. Lineage: Eukaryota; Viridiplantae; Chlorophyta; Mamiellophyceae; Mamiellales; Bathycoccaceae. The transcript has 3 exons. Gene Ontology annotation, cellular component: ribosome; cytosolic large ribosomal subunit. The record is from RefSeq and is a predicted model, not a curated record.